Rotaria socialis is the source of this 339-nucleotide messenger RNA. Lineage: Eukaryota; Metazoa; Rotifera; Eurotatoria; Philodinida; Philodinidae. The record is from the annotation of a GenBank genome assembly.
AUGCCGAUUGAAGGUACAAAUUUAGAAAAUUUACUGGAGCGAGCACUUUUUUCAACACCACUGCUUCUACAAUCAUCAACAACACCACUGCUUCUACAAUCAUCAACAACACCACUGCUUCUACAAUCAUCAACAACACCACCACUUCAUUCAUCGACUGAUACACCAUCACGAUCAGUUAACAAGAUAAAUGUUAAACUGAAAGAAUACAAUGGAACAAAUACUUCACCGUACUUUGCGGUACUUCACCGUACUUCACCGUACUUUGCGGUACUUCACCGUACUUCACCGUACUUCACCGUACUUUACCGUACUUUGAAGUACUUUAAGAUACUUUAA